Messenger RNA from Mytilinidion resinicola, 3765 nucleotides. RefSeq names its product ras GEF. The transcript has 2 exons. Lineage: Eukaryota; Fungi; Ascomycota; Dothideomycetes; Mytilinidiales; Mytilinidiaceae. The record is from RefSeq and is a predicted model, not a curated record. Gene Ontology annotation, biological process: Ras protein signal transduction; positive regulation of GTPase activity. The coding region runs from base 1 to 3684 and encodes 1227 amino acids. Gene Ontology annotation, cellular component: plasma membrane. Gene Ontology annotation, molecular function: guanyl-nucleotide exchange factor activity; protein binding.
AUGGCCGACUUCCAGCAUCUUAAUCUCGACGAACCGCAAUUCCAUGCCAGUGCAUUUGUGGCACCGCUAGUAAUCAACAAAUCGCCCCAGAGGUCGCGCAGCGCAUCGCGACACACGCGGCAAUCGUCCUCGAAGAGCAUGAGCAGGAGGACGACGUCGAUACGAUCCCAGUCACAAUCGCAAAUCUCGCCGCCCCUUACGCCACGGGCGUCGAGAGAAGCACUACCCUCCGCCGAGCCCCAGGCCGAGUUCCACAACUACCUGCGCGCGUUCUACCACUUCCAUCCAACGUCUACCGUUUCCUCGUCGACAGACGAAUCAUCAAUUACCGUGCCGAUCAACCAGGGCGAUGUCAUUCUAGUCCAUUCAGUGCAUCCAAACGGCUGGGCAGAUGGCACGCUCCUCGCGUCAGGGGCGCGAGGCUGGCUCCCUACGAACUACUGCGAGGCUUAUGACCACCAGUCCAUCCGCAGUCUGCUGAGUGCUCUCACACAUCUCUGGGACCUUGUGCGAGACGGCGAGAGUGGAGACCUGGACGUGUUCACGAAGCAAGACUAUGUGAGGGGCAUGAUUGCAGGAGUGCGAUUCUUCUUGGAGAAAACGCAGUGCUUGACAAGGGAGUCUGCGCUUAUUGUUGCCCACGUUAGCCUGCGACGUAUGAGAAAGGGCCUGCUCGGGGACCUUUCUUCACUUGUCAAGACCGCGAAGAAGCUCCAAGAGCUCCUCCAAAGCGCCGGAUCGACACUCGCCGUGUUCGAAACGCUCGACGAGCUCGUGCUGAAGGCCUUCAAGCUCGUGACACGCGCGGUUCGGUUCCUCGACAUCUGGGCGCAAGAUGCCGUAUCUGUGCCUGUGCCAUUUGACUUCGACGAGUCGGCCAAUAGGCCUCUGACUCCGCCAGUCGACUCAGCCGACGCUCAGAUCGCGCCCGCAACACCGUCCUCAAACCUGGGGCCGAGCGAGGAUCGCACUGCUGACCAUGCAGCCGUCGUGUCACAAGCGAGCUCGUCGACACCACGGGACGAGCGGGAAGAUUCGCGAAGCCGGCAUCCACGAACACGUAGCCGCGCAUCGUUCGCCUUUGCCCUUCCCCCCACAGAGUCCAGCGCACCACAUUCGUCUUCGCUGCUAAGCGCCCAGCCUCAGUCGAAGCGCCUCUCCGUAACGCACCGACUGUCGUACACAGGCAAGUCGCAGAGCGUCCGCAGACAGAACCUUGCUUCGGAGAGGCUUUGCGCUGCACACGACUCCUUCCUAAGUUUCAUCAGCAUUUUCAUUGGGCUGCACCUGCAGUCACGAUCAUCCUCAGAACUCCUCGUCACAACCCGCGACUCCGUCAUUGCCUGUCGCCAGCUGCUCGCCGUCGUGGAAGAAGUAUGGGAACGCGACUCGCAACGAUCCGACCCGCUAGAGCACGCAAGAGCGACUAUGUACUCCAAACUCUCCGAACUCGUGCAGGCGACGAAGGACAUGUUCUCCAAUUCUGAAUCUGUGAAUGGCGAGGAGGUGUUCACGCCGGACUCUGGGAAGCAACUGGUCAUCGCUGCCACAAGCUGUGUUCGAGCAGCAGCCGAGUGCGUCACGAAAGCUACGAUCGUUAUCGAGCGUAUCGGCGACUUUGAAUUCGAGCAAGCUGGCCAGGGCAUCUCGCAGACUAUUCUCGAAGGCAUCAACGCCCACUUAGAUAAAGACACGGAGACCGGCCUUCCAGAGCCACAAGAAACGGACAAGCCAUUGCCUGCAACGCCACAAGAACCAACCUCCCGACCACCUCCACCGCCACUACUGAUAUCGGAAUCCAAACCCCUUCCGGAACCACCCGCGCCAUCACCAAUACUGAACCAUGAAACCCUACACCCAGUCAUCGUCGAGAGCCCGACUGCAGUAUCGUUCAGAUCGUCGAGAUCGUCGCUACCACCACUCAGCCAGCUUCCCAUUCCCACGCUUCCACAACCAAGCCCGUCAGAAGCCUCUCAGAGUCCUGCGAGUGCCACUCAUCGUUUCUUUGGCAAAGCCGGGAGAGCAGACAGUGUCAAUGUAUCUGUGGCGGACUCAACUAGCACGUACCCUAACAGUGUCCGAGGCGACAGUGCAAGCAUCAUCUCAGAGGUCUCAACAAGAGCAACGACGCCAGAUCAUUCGCCUACAACCCGCCAUGGCGACCAAGCCAUGAUGAGCAGCUUCGGCAGCACUUCCGAGCUUCACUCUAUCGCAAGCGAGGAGACUACCGGACUGGAAGCUCAACUGCUUGAGAAGACCUUCGUACAUGAGCUUAUAUACAACAAAGAAGGCCAGAUUUCGGGAGGCUCAUUGCCCGCCCUCGUGGAGCAGCUUACAACCCAUGAGUCGACGCCUGAUUCCAUGUUCGUCACCACGUUCUACUUGACCUUUAGGCUCUUUACCACACCCGUCGAUUUCGCGAACUGCCUCAUCGACCGGUUCGACUACGUCGGCGACAGCCAGGAGGUUGGCGUACCUGUCCGCCUACGCGUGUACAAUGUCUUCAAGGGCUGGUUGGAAACCCACUGGCAGUCCGACUGCGACCCUUUAGCUCUAGGCAUCAUUCUCGACUUCGCUACCGGAAAGCUGAGGACUGCCCUGCCUGCAGCUUCGAAGCGACUUGCCGAAUUGGCCACGAAGGUUACUGAAGUGCGCGCUGGUGCCUUGGUGCCUCGUCUCAUGUCCUCAAUGGGCAAGACUGGAAUCUCAAGUACCAUCUAUUCUGCUGCGGAUAGCACAGCACCAAAUCCCGUCAUUUCAAAGAGCCAACUCAACGCCCUGAAGAACAAGACUUCACAGUGCAACAUUCUCGACUUCGAUCCUUUGGAGCUUGCCAGGCAGAUUACCAUCAUCGAGUCGAAGCUCUUCUGCUCCAUUCAGCCCUCUGAGCUUCUUGCGUCAGAAUGGACGAAGAAAAAUACUCAAAAAGCCGUCAAUGUCCGUGCCAUGUCGACGUUGUCCACGGAUCUCGCAAAUCUAGUCGCGGAUACUAUCCUCAGUCUAGAAGAUCCCAAGAAACGAGCUAUUGUCAUCAAACACUGGGUCAAGAUCUCAAUGAAAUGCCUAGAGCUAGCUAACUACGACUCGCUGAUGGCGAUUAUCUGCUCGCUGAAUUCCUCGAUGGUACUUCGCCUGAAGCGAACAUGGGAGUGUGUUUCCAUGAAGACCAAAGCACGCCUCGAAGAGUUGAAGACUAUUGUGGAUGUCGGCCGAAACUAUGCCGUCCUUCGCCAACGCCUACUCAACCACGUCGCUCCUUGCAUCCCAUUCGUCGGUAUCUAUCUGACUGAUCUUACGUUCGUUGAUGUCGGCAACCAGACUACCCGUCAGCUUCCCGGAGAUGACGGCCACGAGGGGGUGUCUGUUAUCAAUUUCGAUAAGCACAUGCGGACUGCGAAGAUCGUUGGCCAGCUGCAAAGCUUCCAGGUGCCAUACCGCCUCGUUCCUAUUCCAGAGAUGCAGGAUUGGAUGGAGGCCCAGAUCAAGCGAGUACGAGCCAGCGACCAGUCCAAUGUACAGAGCUACUACCGUCGCUCGCUCUUACUGGAGCCACGCGAGCCUCCACCAGCCGUCAAGGCGACCCCACCAGUAGAGAGCAGUGCGCAGAGCAUCACAUCCAAGGAUCGCUUCGAUUUCCUAAGCACCUUCACGUUCUCUUCUGCAUCAACCAUUAAAGACCGAUAGAUUUGUUCGACGCGCCUCACGGCGAACGAUUACCCUGCAUAGUUCUCCCACCACCUCUUCCAGCUCUUGUAUCAUGUUUGA